AUGGCUUUUCCCGCGCCGACGCAGACAACGUCAGAUCAGCGAGAGGUGGAGCUGAGUCUGCUGCGGUUUCUGCGCAAGUACCACCCGCAGGUGAACGCACUCUGGGGCACACACCCGGACGCCCAACACGAUAAUGUUAAUGUGGAGGAGAAGAUAAAGAGCGAGGAGGGAGUGAUGGAUGGCGAUAGUGGUGGGGCCCACCUGCACAGGGCGCUGCACGAGAGUUACGUGCACAGCCGCCUUUUGUGCUUGGCAGAGUCGACGCAAGGCCUCUACAGUGCGCAGCCGUGGCUCGCGUAUUGGACGCUGCAGGCCGCAGAUGUCCUCGACAUCACCGAUGAGCUGUACGAGUAUGUCUCGCCGGAUGCAUUGGGUGAAUUUCUCCUCGCGUGUCUGCAGGNAGAUGUCCUCGACAUCACCGAUGAGCUGUACGAGUAUGUCUCGCCGGAUGCAUUGGGUGAAUUUCUCCUCGCGUGUCUGCAGGAGGUGGACAAUGGCAGUAGUCAGAGGAAGAAGCAAAACAACGACAAUAGCCGAAAUAAUAACGGUAAUAGCCAUGACGAAGACAUGAGUAGUGCGAGUGAUGGGACAAAAAAAACGGUGACGUUGCAGCAGCGACCCUGCCCGUUGCCUGGCGCGGACGAGGACGACGGUGAGCGUGUGGUGGGCUUUGCGGGUGGGCGUUGCGCGCAGAUCCCGCACCUGGCGGCAUCGUACGCGGCGGUGUGUUCGCUCUGCAUUCUAGCGAGGCCAGCGUACCUCCGCGCCCUUCCACGUGCUGCCAUUAAGCGUUGGCUGUUGUCGCUGCGCUGCGACGAUGGAAGUUUCCGCAUGCAUGUUGGCGGUGAGGCCGACAUUCGCGCGUCGUACUGCGUGGCGGUGAUGGUGGUGCUGCUGCAGCUCGGUGACGUGACGGCCUACACAGAUGGACGCGACGAAACCGUCCUGACACCACAGACUGCGGCGUUUGUGGCGUCGUGCCAAACGCAUGAAGGCGGCUUUGCGUGUGGGCAAGGCGCAUCAGAGGCACACGGAGCGUACACNCAGUGUGGGCUGGCUGCACUGGUGCUUAUGCGGCACUCGCAUCUUUGCAACUACACCGCUCUACGGCGGUGGUUGGCAGUGCGUCAGCUCAAGUUUGAGGGAGGCUUUAAUGGGCGGACAAAUAAACUGGUUGACUCGUGCUACUCGCACUGGGUGGGGGCGAGUCACGUACUGCUGCGCGUGGGAGAAGUCUACGCGCAGCUUUUCACACAGGCAAACAGGCCGCGGUGCCUGACGGCGGUCGAGACCCUCCUGCUCGACCACGCACAGCUCAUCGAUGUGAGCAGCAUACGCCCAGCGGAUGAUGAGGUAUGGCAAAAGACGGAGGAGGUACAACAGCAGCGGACAGCACGCGUGGAGGCAUAUCUUAACUCCACCUCUUCCUCCUCAGCAGCAACAGCACCAAUGACAUCUAUGUCUCCGUCAUUUUUUGAUGUAGAGGUUGGGGACUUUUACUUCAAUCAGCGGCGCCUGCUGCUGUAUGUACUCUCCUGUUGCCAGGAUACGGAGAAGGGUGGGCUUAUGGACAAGCCGUUGUGCCCUAACGAUGCCUACCACACGUGCUACGCCCUCUCUGGCAUGAGUUCUGCACAGAACUUGCAGUACAUGCCGCACGGCCCUGUCGACGGUGAGUUCUUGUAUGCCACUGCACUUCGUCGCGGCUACAUUCCUGGUGAGCGGAACGGCUACGGUGUUGUGCUCGCGUGCAAGAGUGACACAGGCAACCACCAGAGCCAGGAGCGACUGCAGCCGGUGAAUCCCAUCUUCAACCUUCACCGCAGCCGCGUGCUGGCCACGUUGCGUGUGUGGGGAAUGAAGUCUUUCAUUUGCUAG
Molecule: messenger RNA, 1878 nt
Organism: Trypanosoma grayi
Lineage: Eukaryota; Euglenozoa; Kinetoplastea; Trypanosomatida; Trypanosomatidae
Product: protein farnesyltransferase
Exons: 1
Coding region: 1-1878 (625 amino acids)
Biological process (GO): protein farnesylation
Cellular component (GO): protein farnesyltransferase complex
Molecular function (GO): protein farnesyltransferase activity
Source: RefSeq, a predicted model, not a curated record